Melampsora larici-populina 98AG31 is the source of this 756-nucleotide messenger RNA. RefSeq lists its product as uncharacterized. Gene Ontology annotation, molecular function: structural constituent of ribosome; RNA binding. Lineage: Eukaryota; Fungi; Basidiomycota; Pucciniomycetes; Pucciniales; Melampsoraceae. Gene Ontology annotation, cellular component: cytosolic small ribosomal subunit. The coding region runs from base 76 to 549 and encodes 157 amino acids. The transcript has 4 exons. The record is from RefSeq and is a predicted model, not a curated record.
ACGCCAUCCUUUUCGCCCAAUUCGACCGAUCCCUUUAUCAACUUUGAAGUCAAGACUUCAAGACAUUUCGGCAAGAUGAUCAUUUCCAAGGAAGACCGGCGAACAAUUUACGAGAACCUCUUCAAGGAUGGUGUCAUGGUCGCUCAAAAGGACUACAACGCUCCUAAGCAUGUGGAGCUUGAAGUCCCCAACCUACACGUGAUCAAGGCUUGCCAAUCUCUCAACUCACGUGGUUUCAUCAAGACCCAGUUCUCAUGGAAUUACUACUACUACACACUUACCGAUGAGGGUAUCGAAUACCUCCGAGAAUGGUUAAACCUUCCUUCCGAGAUUGUCCCCGCCACCUUCAAGAAAGUUCAACGAUCAACCCCUGCUGGACGUCCUCAACAAUCUACUGCUGCCUACCGACCCCCACGAGGCGAGGGAGGUGAUCGGGAAGGAUACCGUAAGAAGGACGGUGGUAACGCUGAAGGUGGUUUCCGCCCCAAGUUUGCUGGUAUCGGUCGUGGAAGCCCCAACGCUGGUGACGCAGCUCCAGGUGGAUGGUAAUCCGCUCUAUGAAACUUGUGUGCUACCUCGCUCUAGGGAUGCUACAUCUCAUCUCGCCUUACAUUGUAUCAAAUUCGGCCGAAUGUCCUGUCAUAGCUGGGCUGCAUUUCGAUUUCAUUUAAGCGUUCUCUUGUACCUCUCAGGUGCUACUGAUUGUCUCCUUACCCGAUCUCCGCACGGAUGUUCAAUCGAAGCUCGUCACCCUCG